Aspergillus nidulans FGSC A4 is the source of this 2180-nucleotide messenger RNA. RefSeq names its product dipeptidyl peptidase DppV (gene dppV). Gene Ontology annotation, biological process: proteolysis. NCBI's taxonomy places the organism in Eukaryota, Fungi, Ascomycota, Eurotiomycetes, Eurotiales, Aspergillaceae. The transcript is spliced from 7 exons. The record is from RefSeq and is a predicted model, not a curated record. Gene Ontology annotation, molecular function: peptidase activity; serine-type peptidase activity. Gene Ontology annotation, cellular component: extracellular region. The coding region runs from base 12 to 2180 and encodes 722 amino acids.
UCAGCUUCAGUAUGGGUGCUCUCCGGUGGCUUUCGCUCGCGGCUGCAGCUUCGUCUGCAUUGGCAUUGACCCCCGAACAGUUGAUCAGUGCUCCCCGCAGAUCGGAGGCGAUCCCCAAUCCCUCUGGGAACAUCGCCGUGUUCUCCUCCUCCCAAUACUCCUUCGAUACGCACGAAUCGAGCUCCGCAUGGAAUCUGCUUGACCUCCGCUCAGGGAAGAUCACGCCUCUCACCAACGACAGCAAUGUCUCUGAGAUCGUCUGGCUGAACGACUCGACCCUGCUAUACAUCAAUGGCACAAAUGCCCAGAUUCCUGGCGGCUCCGAGCUCUGGGUCUCAGGGCUGUCCAAUUUUCCUUCAGGGUACAAGGCCGCCUCUCUGCCGGCGUCGUUCUCUGGCCUCAAGGCUGUCACUACCAAGUCUGGUGAUAUCAAGUUUGUCGCCUACGCCCAGUCUUACCGUAACGGUACCGCGUACAACGAGGAACUGGCUGAAACCUAUUUGUCGAGCGCGCGCAUCUAUGACAGCAUCUACGUGCGUCACUGGGAUACCUACCUCACCACCACCUUCAAUGCUGUGUUUUCCGGUACGCUGAAGAAGACCCAGCACGCGCGGUACGCUUCUGCUGGAAGUCUGAAGAACCUGGUAGCGCCCAUUCCCAACGCCGAGUCUCCCUACCCUCCCUUUGGAGGCUCGUCGGACUACGACAUCUCUGCGGACGGCAAAUGGGUUGCGUACAAGAGCAAGGCUCCUGAUGUUCCCCAGGCCAAUCACACUACUGCCUACAUUUAUCUCGUCCCUCAUGAUGGUUCCGAAACCCCGGUUCCCAUCAACGGGCCCGGUUCCGCGCCUGAGGGCAUCGAAGGCGACUCCAACAACCCCGUCUUUUCUCCCGACAGCAAGAGCCUCGCCUAUUUGCAGAUGAAGGAUCCGACCUACGAGUCUGACCGCCGCGUGAUCUACAUCUAUGAUCUCGCGUCCAAGAAGAUCACCCCGCUGGCCACUGAGUGGGACCGAUCUCCCGACUCGCUCAAGUGGACGGAUAAGAGCACCAUCGUUGCUGGCUCGGAAGACGAGGGUAGCGGCAACCUGUUCCUGAUCCCCGUCAAGAAGGCCACUGGCGACUUUAUUCCCGAGAAGCUCACCAACGGCAAGUAUGCAUCCGCUUUCUACCUCGCCUCUGGCAACACCCUUGUCGUGACCGGCUCCACUCUCUACUCCAGCUGGUACGUCGACCUCGUCAGCUUGAACCCCAAGCGCGGUACCAUCAAGAACUUGGUCUCUGCGCACGAGAUCGACCCCGAGCUUAGCGGUCUCGGCCCCGAGGAUAUCAGCGAUAUCUGGUUUGCUGGAAACUGGACCGAUAUCCACGCCUGGGUCAUCUACCCCGAAGGCUUCGACAAGAGCAAGACCUACCCAUUGGCUUUCCUUAUUCACGGCGGACCCCAGGGCGCAUGGUACAACUCCUGGAGCUCCCGCUGGAACCCCAAGGUCUUCGCCGACCAGGGCUACGUCGUUGUCGCGCCCAACCCAACCGGUAGUACCGGCUACGGCGAUGAACUAACCGACGCCAUCCAGAACAACUGGGGCGGUGCUCCCUAUGAAGACCUCGUCAAGGCCUGGGAAUAUGUCCGCGACAACCUCGACUACGUCGACACCGACCGCGGCGUCGCCGCCGGUGCCAGCUACGGCGGGUUCAUGGUGAACUGGAUCCAGGGCAGCGAUUUGGGCCGCGAAUUCAAGGCGCUCGUCACGCACGACGGUACAUUCGUUGCUGACGCCAAGAUCUCCACCGAAGAGCUCUGGUUCAUGGAGCGCGAGUUCAACGGGACGUUCUGGGAUGUGCGUGAUAACUACCGCCGCUUUGACCCCAGUGCGCCUGAGCGUAUCCUGCGAUUCGCCACCCCCCAUUUGAUUAUCCACAACGAUCUUGACUACCGUCUCCCCGUCGCGGAAGGACUGAGUCUGUUUAACGUUCUUCAAGAGCGUGGUGUUCCCAGCCGGUUCCUUAACUUCCCCGACGAGAACCACUGGGUAACGAGUCCUGAGAACAGCCUUGUGUGGCACCAGCAGGUGCUCGGGUGGUUGAACAAGUACUCUGGCAUUGCAGAGGAUAACGAGGAUGCGGUCACUUUGGAGGAUACUGUUGUUCCUGUGGUGAAUAUCAAUCCCCCUGCUUAA